GGCGGCGGAGAGGUGGUUUGGGGACCAAACGGGACAGGGGCGUCCCGCUGCCCGAUCCCACCCCGGCGCUUUGCAUAAAUAAAUAAAUCAUGCAGCAAGAGAGAGGUGGAGAGAGAGGGCGAGCAGAGGAGGUUACUUUGGGAAGCCGCGCAGCUCGCUCAUCCCAGCCCCGUAGUUCGGAGGGAGUGUGUCAUGUUACAGGGGAGCCGCGAUCAGCCAGAGCACAACGUCGCCGGAGCAGCUGAGAAUUACCUCUCUCUAAUGGGGACUUUCAUGUGCGAGUUCCUGGCCGGUCUGCGAAGGAACUGAAACUGGCAGCUUAGAAGGAAGCAAAAACCUACCGGUGAACCAAAAGACUGAAACAUAGGAGGAAAAAAGAAAAAAAAAAAAAUCCCGAUCAGUUUUUUUUUUUUCCCCUCUUCCACUCUUUGCUGCAGUUGGAUCCUUUUUUUUCUGCACCCCUUUUAUGUGUGUGUGGUUUGUUUUUAUUUUUUAAAGACUCCCCCCAUCCACUUUUGUCAUUAUUGCUGUUAUUUGUCAUUUGCUGGCACUGGGAUCCCUUUGGACGCUCUUUUUCUAUGUCUUCUGGAUUGUGCUUCUCGGAGUAGGAGUGAGGCUUUAUUUAUUCUAUUUAUUUAUUUAUCGUUUCUCAGGACAGGGAGGGAAUGUUGGAGGAGAAGAGCUGGAAAGGCGUCGGCGAAGCAGCUUUUGACAGGGGGUGCGUGGCUCCCCCCAGGACCGGUGACGGGGAGAGAUGCUGCCGCCUCCCUCUCCUGCUGGGCUCGGGGCUGCCUGGUGUCUCCUUGCUCUCUCUGGUGCUGAGCCUCCUGCUCUACUUUCGGACCUCCGAUCUGCAGUCCCGGGUGUCCCACUUGGAAGCGGACAGACCCACACAGCUCCCUGCCUGGCUCUCAGCAGACCAAAUGGAGACAGCUAUUUUGGGAAGAGUUGACCAACUGCUUGAUGAGAAAUUAAAGUUCCAUUUGCCAAGACAUCGGGAAGUUCGAGACACACACCAGCGAUGCAACUGCCCGGCAGGUCCACCUGGCCUUACAGGAAGACCAGGGCUCCCGGGAGACAAAGGCGCAAUGGGGAUCCCUGGGCGGCCGGGACUAAAAGGGCAACCCGGAGAGAAGGGUGCGCCAGGAGAAGCGGGCAUGUCUAUCAUCGGGCCCCGUGGUCCACCCGGACAGCCUGGAACAAGAGGUUUUCCUGGAUUCCCGGGCCCUAUUGGCUUGGACGGCAAACCGGGUCAUCCUGGACAGAAGGGGGAGAUGGGUGCUGCAGGUCCCAGGGGACAACCCGGACCCCCAGGACAAAAAGGAGAAAAGGGUCAGUGUGCAGAGUACCCGCACAGGCUGUUGCCUCUCCUCAAUUCAGUGCGGCUGGCUCCACCUCCGGUCAUAAAGAGACGCACUUUCCAGGGUGAACAAGGACAAGCGGGAAUCCAAGGUCCCCCGGGGCCCCCUGGUCCACCAGGGCCCACUGGACCAGCUGGACCCGAAGGAACCCCAGGACAGCCCGGGCCAAUUGGGCCACCUGGCAGAGCGGGAGAACCGGGGAAGCCUGGCAGAGAUGGAAAGGGCUUACCUGGGCCUCCUGGACCAAAGGGAGACCCUGGAAUUCAGGGAUACCCUGGCAGAAAGGGGGAGAGAGGCAUGCCAGGGCUGCCAGGAAGACAUGGCACUAAGGGCGCUCCUGGGCUGGCCACCGCAGGACUGAAGGGCGAGCCUGGGACUCCAGGAGAAAAGGGUGAGAAGGGACGAGCUGGUGACCCUGGGCUUCCUGGACUCCCUGGCACGAAGGGAGAGAAGGGAAAUGCUGAGAAUGCCUUGGUGGGAGGUAAAGGAGAACCUGGCCCUCCAGGUCUGCCUGGGCCCCCUGGACCAAAGGGAGAAGCUGGUGACAUUGGCCGGCCUGGUGCUGCAGGGUCACGGGGGGAAAAGGGGGAACCUGGUUCACCGGGAGACCAGGGACCCAUGGGCCCAAGGGGCCCCAAAGGAGAGCCUGGGAAGGAUGAUAUGAUGGACUACGAUGGUAACAUCAGCGAAGCUCUCCAGGAAAUACGAACUUUGGCCUUGAUGGGACCCCCAGGACUUCCGGGUGUGGCUGGACCUCCAGGGCCACCAGGACAGAAGGGUGAAAUUGGCUUGCCAGGUCCUCCAGGCCAUGAUGGAGAAAAGGGACCACGUGGCAAGCCUGGAGAAAUGGGCCCCCCUGGCCCUCAUGGACUGCCAGGGAAGGAUGGACCACCUGGAAUAAAGGGAGAGCCAGGCCAUAUUGGGGUCACAGGAGAAAAGGGUGAUAAAGGAGAGCCGGGACAAGCCGGCUCACCGAUAUCUGGCCCCCCUGGACCCCAAGGCCCACCAGGACCUCCAGGUCUUCAGGGCCUCCCAGGACCGAAGGGGGAAGCAGGGAUUGAUGGAAUGAAAGGAGAGAAGGGUGCCCAGGGUGAAAAAGGAGACAGAGGGCCACUGGGAUUACCCGGUACUCCAGGACCAAUUGGGGUUUCGGGACCAGCAGGACCAAAAGGAGAAAGGGGCAGUAAAGGAGAUCCUGGAGUUGUAGGACCAAUGGGGCCAGCAGGGCUUCCUGGUUUACAAGGUCUACCUGGUGACAAAGGAAUCCGGGGUCUCCGAGGUUUUAAAGGCGAGAAGGGUGAGCCGGGGUUACCUGGGCUGGACGGCCUGGAUGCCCCAUGCCCAUUGGUAUGGCGUACCUUCCCUUUCCUGCAUGCUAGUUUGCUUUUUGUACUUGGUUGUUAUUUUCUGAUACCUCCGAAUAGCUGCAUGCCUAGAAACACCUGGCAAUUCCUUCCUUACCUAUCUCCGUCCUACCUUCCUCGCGCUGCUGUUGUCAGAAACAGGCCCUUCCCUUCGUGCUAUGAUUCACAGCUGCUGUCAGCAUUACUUUGUGGCAUGAGGAAAAACGUAGCGGCAAUGCAAAUUUAUUUACAACUGCUUCAAUUCUUCCUUUGCCUUCACUUUGAGAACUUUCAGUAGACUAACGUAUGAAGACCUGCCUCCGCACUGGCUUGACUUUCUAGCAAGGAGCUGCAAUGCUCAUGUCCUUCAUUAACUCCAUUUUUAAGUGCUUGUAUGUGGCUAGCACAGCCUGACACCACUCGGUAUUACCUCAGUCACCCUAUACAUUAAGAUGGCUGAAAAAAAUAGUUAUCCUGUUAACAAGUCCAUGUGAAACACAUUAACUGGACACUUAUCUCCCUCAAUUCCUGCUAGACAAUUCCUAUUUGUGAGUCUCCCCAGAAGUCAAAAUGGUACCCGUAGCAUCCAAGAAACUUGAAUUUGGAAUUGCCUGUGUCCUGAUACCCAUCUUAUUCAAGCAUUAAAGGAUGAUUAUUGUAUUAGUGCCUCAUCUAACCCAACUAUUGUAGGACAAAGGUGUUCAGGAACACUUUACCUCAACUGAUUUCUAAGUGUGCCAUUAAACAUCACCAAGGUAUUAACUUACUCUGAGAUUUUCUGGAAAUGCAGCAUUCAGGUGAGGUUUUUGCUCCCUACAGCAGUCUAGACAAAUCCAUAAUACACUGAAACUUGUACUCCCCUGCCCUUCCAGCACCCAUUUGGCAUGACUAGGUUUGCUUGAGGAGGGUUAUUCCAAGCUUUAUUGCUCACUUAAAGGUGUUUGAUGCCAUUUACAAGGGAUGGAGUAUCAGUUAGUUCAACUAGCUGGAAAAAUGUGGCCCAAAGAAAAAAGCCACAUUUAGUUGGGAAGGUUUUCUUAGUUUCCUGAGGAAACUAGCCCUGAAAUUGCCAUUAAAAGCCUUUGUUAUUUGACCUUUGCGAAGAGUUAACACUAGUCUUUCUUCCAGCAUUCCCUCCUUUCUGCGCUGCCAUUGUCUCUUUGGGGCAGUGUCUAUAACGGUGACCACUUGCAAAGUCUCAGUUGCUGCUCUGUAAAUUCUUGGUAACAGACAGAAACUCUUCUGCCAGUCCCACAGGUGGAAUAAUACCUGGCCAGAACAGUCCACAAAGGAGAAAAAACACUGAGCCAUGUGCUUCGCCUCCCACUGAUAAUAGCCAGGUUUUUAUGGAAUAAGUUUUGGCUUGAAUAAGGCACCUAAUUACCCAGGCACGAGGAUUCUACCAGUGUCCUGGUAGACUACCUUUCUUUUUUUAUCUCUGCUGUCAGUUAGGAUUCAGCCCACAUAGCCAUGUUAGAACGUACACUUCUUUCCAUACCUAUUUUUGUUAAGGGAAACUUGCCAGAAAAUCUGGUGAAAUACAGAUGCCAUUAUUUUUUUAUAUAUAGUGUGCUGGCAUGCAGGCUAGCUUGGGAACGUGAAUAAGCAUGGUUUUUGAUCCAACUAGGUUAAAAGCUUAGCAUCCAGCUGACACAUCCAUGUGUGUAACUUACAGAGGCCAUGAACUAAUGCUUUACAAAUCUGAGAUAUGUGGAAGGAGAUACGUGGUACUAAUAAGCAUGUCGCAUUUCCGUUCUCAGCAAAUUCGCCUGCAACAAACACUUCCUUGUGACCCUGGUCUUCCUUUGAUCCCUAAGCUAUAACUCUCUGGCCUCCCAUUCCUUCAUACACCUAACUUCCCAUCUCCUCCUGCAAUGCACUACACCAGUCAUUCCUACCACCACCGGUGUACCAAUGGGAACGCCACAAUUUACCCAGUCAUUAACCCGUAACUCAGUAUUUCCACAUAGUGGGAGGGAGGGGGAGGAAGUAUCACAAGGAGACCAUAGUCUAAAAAAUGCAAUCAAAAAGCAAUAUGGUUGUAGUAUCAUGGCAACGUUCAUUUCAUCAGUCCCUUGAAAGUGCAUCUCCUUUAAAUAGUUUAUUUCUCAAUAUACUACUAUGCAUUCGCUUUUCUGUUUGUUUUUUUUCCUUUCCCUUUCUCAAAUGGGAUGAUAUGCACUGCAGAUUUCUCACCCAGUACUUGAAGAAGUGAGAACUGAGUCAUUUGAAUGAAGAAAUGUGCCUGCAUCGUGCAUUGUACAAUUUCACACCCUGAACCCACGAACCUGACACGCACACACAGCAGAAGUAUUUGACUUCUCAUGUCAGAGGUGUAUCUCCUUACAUCUGACUUUAUGUCCUGCUCAAGAGCACCUUAUCAUUGACAAAUUUCCUGUUUUCUCACAUCAAAUAGGGCUGCACUGAGAUGAAAUUAAUGGCAGUAAUUCACAAAAGCAUUUCCCAGCCAUAUGGUCUCAGCCCUUGAAGUAUCCAACCUUCUUCAACAUUAAAAAAAAAAAUCACACACCCACCUUGGGAUGUGUAGCACAAGACUUUGGGGCUGCAGAAGUGCCAGGGGAUUUUUGCAGAAAUCUCACUGACUUUAUUGAGGCAAAAGCCCCCUCCCUUCUCAGGGAGUCAGCCAAGGCAUCCUCAAGCAGCACAGGGUCUGCCCAGCUGUUUGCCUUCCUAAUUUCCCUGGAGCUGGAUCUUCUUGGAGGCAAGAGGGGACAGCUGGGCAACCUCUCUCACACAAUAAAGCAAACCCUUUAACAAACAGGGCAGAAAGGAAGUGGAGGUUUUUUCCAGUCCCUCUUCAGGACCCAAGGUUAGUGCUGCCUCUGGGGUUUGCUUAUAACCACAGUGUUACAGAGCCAAGCCCGAGGACACAGAGCAGCCGUCUCGCGCUUUCCACUGCCAACUUCCUGCAGUAUUUUUCUGGCUGAAUGGGACCUCCUGUGUUCCCCCCUUCCUUCAGGGAAGCCUGACUAAACACCUUCCUCAGCGAAGAAUGAGAACAAGCCUACGGACCUCCUGUACAUAAGUUCCUUGCAUAGCCUGCAGGCAACCCCCCUCUUCAGCCCCAGCCCUUGCUUCAAGCUACACUGGUUACGUCAGCCAGAAGUCUGGGUCACUCCAAAGGGGUGAGGAAUAUCUUUCAGACUAUUCCUCCAGCCCUGGUUCAGACUGUUUGUUGCAGCCGUAGUAGUUAACCCACUCCUUCUUUCCUCGAUCGCUGCACUAUUUUCUGUGUCCUGAACUGCUAUUUCAUCUGUCUUUU
Aquila chrysaetos chrysaetos is the source of this 5987-nucleotide messenger RNA. It is a transcript of the gene COL13A1, whose product is annotated as collagen type XIII alpha 1 chain. NCBI's taxonomy places the organism in Eukaryota, Metazoa, Chordata, Aves, Accipitriformes, Accipitridae. The record is from RefSeq and is a predicted model, not a curated record.